AUGGAGGAACGACGCGAGCGUAGGUGUACGCGCCGCGACCGCCCAGACCCAUCUGUAGGACGCUUUGGCGAGUCUGAGGCUGUUGUCGGCUUCGAUGCAGUUGGACCUUCGGAUGAAUACCAGAUGCCUGUCGUCAUGGCAGUGGACAUGAAUUUCCUUCGCGCUGCCGCAUCCCCUGGGAGAGCGCCUUCGGGUUGCCUCGUCGGGCUUGUCUGCCAGCGGCCUCGAAUCCUCCCUUUCGCCCUCGAUUUCACCUUCGUUUUCGCCAUCCUUUUCGCCACAGCCGUCUGCACUGCCGUCCCAUCUCGUCGGCCUCGUCGACCCGAACCGUUGCUGACCUCGUCGCCUGCCAUCCCGUCGCCUCGAACCGGCCGAAGCCUCUCGUUUGCCUGCCUCGUGCCGCCUGAGCGCUCAUCCUCUCCAUUUCAUAACACCGCCGCCGCCGCCGCCACCUGCGCUUGUUCGCCGGGGGGGAGAGCGCGAAAACAAAAAGAGUUCCCUCGCGUCCGUGGGCUCCCGGUUGGAGUCGCCCCAGUUGCCCGCCCUGGCUACCAGUUCAACGCACCGUCCAGCCCAGCGUACGGCCAUCAUGGCGGCGAAUACGGCCAAGACUACGGCCAGGCGUACGGCCAACCGUCGACGCCCUCUCCGCAACCCGUCUACCAGCAGCCCUCGUACGCGGAGAAUGCCAAUCUGAACAGCGGCUUUCACGACGGCUACGCGAACCGACAAGGCCUCCCCACUUCCGCCCCCGCCCGCAGCGUUCAUCGCGACAGGUUGGCCUUUCUCAAGACCAAGUGGUCGGCCACCUUCAUGGGCGUCACCACUCUCCAGGCCAUCAUCUGCCUCUCGUUCGAGUCGUACGUUUUUGCCAGGUUUCAGACGAGCCUCGGCCCCUAUCAAAACGUCGACAGGGUCCAGUCGCAGUACAAGACCAUCCCGACCUUCCUCACCCUCUUCAUCUUCGGCUUCUUGUACGAGCUCGUCGUCGUCUGGGACGCGCUGCGGAUGAAGAACACGAUUCAGGUCAUCGGCGUCUGCAUCGCGAACCUCGCCCUCCUCGUCUACACCAUCAUUCAGGUCGACCAGAUUCAGACUGCCAUCACGAUCCUCGCCGAGUACAACGCUCUCGCCCCUGGCAUCACCGGCCCCGACCUCUGGAGCGAUGUCAAGGCCUUCCUCAUCGCCAUACCGGCCAUCAUCGCCCUCACUACCGUGUGCAUGGUCUUCAUCGCCUGGAAGCUCUAUCAAGAGUUCGCCUGGGAUAUCCUCAAAAACAUCGGGGCCGACUACCGCAUGAAGAAGCGCUUUCUCCACUACCAGAUCUACAUCGCCCUCCUCAAGUUCGAUUUCUUCUUCUUUCUCGGUUUCAUCAUUCAAUUCGUCGUCGUCGUCGCCCAAAAGUCCGACCCCGAAUUCGCCCUGACGAUUGCCACGAUUCCCAUCACCAUCGGUAUCCUCCUAGCCGCCGCAUACUUCACUCGCAAGGAGAACAAGCUGGGCAUGGUUGUCACCAUCAUCCUCUACCUCGGAGCCCUGUCGUACUUCAUCUUCAAGCUUGUUCGCAUCUACCAGCCUGCCCACCGGGCAUCCUACGAGGCCGUGCGCAAGUCCCUCACCGCCUUUGCCGUCAUCACCAUCCUUCUAAUCAUUCUCACCAUCGCCAAUGCCAUCGUUUGCCUCCAGAACUUUGACAAGGGCCUGAAGGCACACCUGCAACAUUCUCGAAGGGUGGAGGAGAAGCCCGACACCCACUCCAUCAGCUUGCACGACGUGAAGCCCCAGCUCCCGAGCCGGAUGACCAUCGAUUAA
Messenger RNA from Drechmeria coniospora, 1812 nucleotides. RefSeq lists its product as uncharacterized. Gene Ontology annotation, cellular component: Golgi apparatus. NCBI's taxonomy places the organism in Eukaryota, Fungi, Ascomycota, Sordariomycetes, Hypocreales, Ophiocordycipitaceae. The record is from RefSeq and is a predicted model, not a curated record. Bases 1 to 1812 code for a protein of 603 amino acids. The transcript is spliced from 6 exons.